Boeremia exigua is the source of this 2064-nucleotide messenger RNA. Its product is annotated as kinase domain-containing protein. Gene Ontology annotation, molecular function: ATP binding; protein kinase activity. Lineage: Eukaryota; Fungi; Ascomycota; Dothideomycetes; Pleosporales; Didymellaceae. The record is from RefSeq and is a predicted model, not a curated record. The transcript has a single exon. Bases 1 to 2064 code for a protein of 687 amino acids. Gene Ontology annotation, biological process: protein phosphorylation.
AUGAGUGCGAGGACGCUAACGAACGUGGUCAAUGACCAAACAAUAGCGCUAAAUGCCAUGAUAUAUGGCUAUGCGGGCCAUAGUCUUGUUACACCCCACGCUGCGCUUCAACAGAUCUGGUGGACCGAAGAAAGGAUAAACGAAAAGGUCACACAGGAGUUUGUCACUUCCCGACUGCAGCCACGAGAAAGGGAGCGGUUGACACAGCCUGUGGGCUUUGGCGAUCUGUCAGACGACACGUACAUCGAAUGGAUCCUAGAGAAAGCACGGCGAUUAUUCCUUGUACUGGCCGAAAUCGGUGAAGCGGAUGGGAUAUUCGCUGUGGUUGACCGGUCAUGGGACGAUGAUGAUUUGCCGCUUGAAAUGGACGACAUUGAGCAGCUGGCACUUUCAAACAGACGCGACGAACAUGCUAGUGCUCGCUUCUACUCUACACAGUUCACCUUCUUGCUCAGAGAGCUCCAAAAAGGCGUGCACAUAGACUAUGCGUCCAAUGAAGAAGUACCUUUGGAGUACGUCAUGGGGCUGCCGCCUGCGGCAAGUCUCCAGAAUUGGUCGCGUGUACACUUGCCUAAACGGCCCAAAGAAGUAUAUGUCCGCAGGAAGUUUGCAUUAGGAAAUGCCGAAUCACCAACCGCGUUCGAAUCGACUUUCAUACUGGAUAUUGAAAGUGCCCAGAUGGUCGAGCAUGAGCACAUUGCACCUGCUUGGGCUUCUUACACGGCGAAAGGGAUCGGCUACGUAGUAACAGACUUUGUGGGACAACACACUCUUCGAACGUUCAUCGACCACCGAGAUCCGCACCAGUACAAAAGACUUUCCAAGCCCGAAAAGUCGUGGCUUGUAUUGAACUGGAUGCAGUGCUUGGUAGAUGCGGUUACAACCCUGCACCAAAACGGAUUCUGUCACUCUGCAAUACGUCCGUCCAACAUCAUCAUCGAUGAUAGUAAUGCGAUCGCUUUCAGUGACAUUGGCAGCCUGGAGACGUUCCAAAGGGAUAAAAGGCCGGAUGUACCGGACGCAUACGUAUACAGCGCGCCCGAGACGCAGACAAAUCCUGCGUCUCUCACGUCGAGUGCUCCAGGGCCGUCUUCUGUUGUAGCUAACGCUCGACAAACUUCUAUCGCAAGCAAAAGCUCAUCUGCGUCAUCGAAUAGUAGCGGCUCUUUAAGUAAGAAGCUUUCAAGAACUCCCACCAACGACUUCAGUGGAUUCAAUUUUGGUUUCCGCAAAUCGAAACCGGCGCCAAAACCAAGAUCGAGGGUCCAUGAAACCGAGAAAGCAGACGUGUUCUCGCUCGGCUGUGUGUUCCUGGAGAUCAUCAGCUUCAUGCUGAAGAAGAAACCACAUGAGUUCGUCAAAUAUCGUUCGUCGAAACAAAGGAGCAAUACUGGCAGCAAAAGUAGCCGUACGGACUCGUCUUUUCACGCCAACCUGGACAAGGUUGAGAGCUGGAUGGUCGUGCUUGAGAAAGCUUCUUGUGAGCGUAGCGAAGACGCUUUCCGUGCCAUUCCUCACAUUCUUACACUUGUAAGGGAUAUGCUUAGCACGACUCCGAGUGGUCGGCCGAACGCUAGACAUGUCCGGGACAGAUUGUUUGAGAUCCUGACAACGCAUACCACCAUUCCAGAGAUUCACUGUGGCGCACACAAGCACGACUUCGGACAUGCUGGUUCAUCCACCUCCGGCUCUGAUCGCGCGUCCAGUAUAGCGUCUCUGCGCACAAUGUCAACGAUCAGCUCAUCGUCCGACACAGAUACCAUUCGACUAUCUACCUCUUCAAUGACCCGCACGAAUUCGAUUGUCACUGCUUACUCAGACCGCAUAACUCUUGCUGGAAUCUCAGAGGACGAUAGUGCGUCCAUCCGCACAGUGGAGCCUCCACUGCCCACGUCUUACAAUCCUACACCACGACUCCCUCCACUGGUCGUCAGUCCACCGUCCUCGCCCACGGCGAUGAGGACUCCAACCUCGCCUCGAUCUAUCGAGCGAUCAUCGAGCCCGUCAAGACAGGGCGCUUCGCAAAAGAAGUCUUGGAAGGGGCCGUUUUUUCGCAUGCCUUGA